Molecule: messenger RNA, 4246 nt
Organism: Scomber japonicus (chub mackerel)
Lineage: Eukaryota; Metazoa; Chordata; Actinopteri; Scombriformes; Scombridae
Gene: mtmr14
Product: myotubularin related protein 14
Exons: 19
Coding region: 704-2671 (655 amino acids)
Biological process (GO): dephosphorylation
Molecular function (GO): phosphatidylinositol-3-phosphate phosphatase activity
Source: RefSeq, a predicted model, not a curated record
UGUACCUUCAGUCUGGAGUACACAGAUUGCAACACCGCUCCCGCUGCUGCUAGGGCUUUCACCCACAACAACAUAUGCAGCAUUGAGAUCCUGCAGCCACAGGAUUGACUGCUGUAUAACUUUAAUCCGUUUAUCGUCAUGGUCGUGGUCACUAAGAAGACAUGAAGACGUGACAUUGAGGAAACGUGUGCAGGCCCGGGAAGGAUCCUGGAUAUUUCCUGAGUCCAGCUGACCGGAAUUCAGUUAGCUAGUGCGGGGUGUCUGCUACCUCUUCACCUUAUGUCAGAAAUACAAACAACCCAGCGGUGAUGUGUGAGAGGACUUCGGUGUUCUGAAUUUGUUUUUAAGAAAGUAUACGUGUAUUUUUUUUACGUACUGUAAGCGAAACUCGUACGCCUGGAAAGCUGAACUAGCUUUUUAGCUAGUUGUGCUAUCUCCGGUGGUCGCAGCCGCCGCGGUGUGAGAGACUGGCUGUGCGGGCUGUGCGGGCUGGCUAACGGCUUGCGUUCGGAGAGUGGAGCCGCUCGCCGGUGCCCUGAAUUCAAGAAGGGUCCCCGGCUCCGGCCCCCUCAAGCGGGCAGUCAGGAAGAAGCUGGCUGGGAAGGGAUGGCCUGGUCGGUCUUCCCGUUCCAUAGGACAAGGCUCUGCGGUGUUUGAAGGAGGUCGGGUCCGGUUAGAGGCCACCACCGCGGGUCGAGGCGCUAUGAUGGCCGCGUCCCCCUCCGUGGCCGCCGGCUUCAAGGCCUCCGGGCUGUCGGUCAGAAAGAGCGAGGAAAUAGCAGAUUUGAUAGACGUGUUCUCCAAGGCGCAAUACCGAGCAAAAGAAGUGACUCCUCGGAUGGAGGAGAUAGAGAAGCGUUGCCUGGAAUUAUUCGCAAGAGAUUACAAGUACAGUAUUAUCCAUAACGCCAACGGAGAAGUGUGCGGCCAUUAUCCCCGACAGAUAGUGUUCCUGGAGUAUGAAUGCACGGAUGUGGAGAGAGACAGGUUUGAGAGCACAGUACAGAUCAGUAAACUACAGGACUUGGUGAACCGGAGUAAGCUGGCUCGCUGCAGAGGGAGGUUUGUGUGUCCCGUCAUCCUCUACAAUGGCAAGCAUAUUUGUCGGUCGUCCACUCUGGCAGGCUGGGGGGAGCUGUAUGGACGUACGGGCUACAACUAUAUCUUCUCAGGGGGCAGUGAUGACACGUGGACAGAGUCAGAAGAGGUUCCAGAGGAUGAUAGCGCAGUCAGGAACGGAGACUCCCAGCUCUUCGACAAGGUCCGAGGCCACGACAUUAAGCUGCUACGUUACCUCUCGGUUCGCUACAUCUGUGACCUGAUGGUGGAGAACAAGAAGGUUAAGUUUGGCCUAAAUGUGACUUCCUCUGAGAAAGCAGAUAAGGCCCAACGCUAUGCAGACUUCACCUUGCUCUCUGUGCCUUACCCAGGGUGUGAGUUUUUUAAGGACUACAAAGACAGAGACUACACAGCUGAAGGACUGGUGUUCAACUGGAAUCAGGACUAUGUGGACGCUCCUUUGACAAUCCCUGUGUGCUUUACCCAGAACUUGAACAUUGACUGGAGUCAGUACCAGUCAUGGGACCUGGUGGAGCAGACCCAAAACUACCUGAAGCUGCUGCUCCACAUCAUCAACAGUGAUGAUGAGAGUGGCCUCCUGGUGCACUGCAUAUCAGGCUGGGACCGGACGCCUCUGUUCGUGUCCCUCCUCAGGCUCUCCCUGUGGGCAGAUGGAGCAGUGCACGCCAGCCUGGAGCCGGCCGAGAUCCUGUAUCUGACCAUCGCUUACGACUGGUUCCUCUUCGGUCACAUGCUGCCAGAUCGACUCUCCAAAGGGGAGGAGAUUUUCUUUUUUUGCUUCAAUUUUUUGAAGCACAUUGUCUCAGAGAAGUUCUCUGCUGUUAGGAAACAGAGAAGGAAGAACUCCCACUUCAAAGACAGUGAUUUCACUGUGGAGGACCUCUGCCAGUUAAAAUCGAAGGAUCGUGGCAGUGUGACCAGUCUGAGCAGUGACUUUUCCCUCAUCACUGAGGAGGUGGGUGCGGCCUCCAGCCUCACCAACGAUAACGUGGACCUGUUCUCCGGCCAUGCCCAGGCCUCCAACUGGAGAAAAGGUCCCACCUCCUCUCCUCAGAUGGUCGUGUGGAAUAAACAAAACCCUCUGGAGGAACACCUCUCCCACCCGCUCAGUGAAGCCAGGUCUUCCAGCUCCUCUUCCUCCAACCAAUCAGAACAUGCCGUCACACGCACUGGCAGCAGCCCAUUGGCUGUCCCCGGGAGAAGGUUAGCAGCAGACUACGCUCGGUCAGGGUCCUCCCUCUCUACAGAGUACGGGAGCUGGCAGAUAGUUUCCGGUUGUGGCAGCAUCCACGACCACGCUAACUUCCUUCCGCCUUCGGCCUCAGCCUCCUCCAACCCGUCUGCUGUCGCUGCUGCCUAUGAUUCCCCCCUUCCCUUCAGCUUUCAGGACGAAGGACCCAGUGGACGAAUGUGUCCUUUCCCCUCAGAGCGCCAAGCCCGUCUGGAGGCAGUGCGGGAAGUCUUCCUGGCGGCCUACAGCUCCACCGUGGGCCUCAAGUCCUCUGCACCCAGCCCCUCCGGCGCCAUCACCGGCUUGCUGGAGCAGUUCGCCCGUGGGGUCGGCCUCCGAGGCACCAACGCCAUCGUCUGAAUCCCCCCCCCCCCCCCCGCCCUCAGUGUGACUUCAAAUCCUCCUCCUGCUUCCAUCCAUCCACAGUUGAUUCAUGUCUGGACUCAGUACAAUAAAGUGCCAAAUAUCUCUGUACAAUUCAGGGGUGAAGCAUUAAUUUUCCUUUUUAUAUUUUGUUUUUUUCUUUGAUUUUUGAUUUCAAACCUUACAUGCCCUGAAUUUUAUUUUAUUUUUUUCUCUGUGCUGCUCCAACUUUUCUCUGGACUUUUAAUCUUCCAUGUUGUGUCGUGCGUCUGUCACAUUCAGGGAGGGAAACGCUCUCAGCCACCGUAUCAAAAAGGGAUAGUGAGAAGGCUUUCUAGCUGCUGAAAUGUAAAUGGCUGACAGCAUGGGGUCUGCACUUGUUACAGACAGAAUAUAUUAAGAAUUCUUCCUUCCUCUGCUUUUUCCUUAAUUUGUUCAUACUGUUUUUUUCUUUUUUUGUCCCUUUGCGGUGACCGUCCCCAUGUACAGGAAGUGAUAUAUUUCUAGUUCUCUUGUUUCGUGCUGCUAUUCUUUACUGAUCCGAGCAGAGACAAAGACGUUAUGUAGCUGUUUUUAGUUCAGGUGGACGUUGAAGUUGAGAUAAACUCAGCACUUAAUGUGUUCUGACAGAAUUUGGCACCAAGCUAUUUUCUAAUUUGGCACAAUAGAUUGAAGUCUGAAUAUCCAAUUAGUUUUAGAACUUACAGCUUUGGGCACGUUUGGUCUAUAUGUAAAGGAGAAGUUUCUUUGUCUUAACACAGUACUCACUGCCAUUUGUAUGCUGGAAGAGUCUUUGGUUGCUAUAAUCAUGUCUCCUGUCACGACUGGCAGGACAGCAAUCCCUGCAUAGAUUGACUAUGCUGUACAGCCCCAAAUUUGUGAGUUUUGGACAAUAUAAUAUAAAGUUUCUUGCCUUGAGUUGACGAUAGAAGUUGGGGGGUCAAAAUCCACAUUGAUAGCAACAUUUCGCCGAAGAUUCAAACCUGCGAACAUGGCCUAUCGCGUACAGUUAACAUUGUUUCUGACAUAUGGAAGCUGUGGUAGGAGGGUGUUCGACAAUCUGACAAACCAUUAGUUUAAAUCUUACUGAAAUCUAAAAAGCUUCAACCAGUUGUUAUGACCCGGCUCAAGUGGCUAGACUUGCUAGUUUGGAUGACAUAUUGUACGAAAGGAAAAGGUGUGUAUAGGUGUUUUGAAACAGCCACACUGUCAUAGAGAGGGGUAAUGCGUGAGAGAUAGAACACGGGAUAAUGAGUGUUUGACAAUCCUACAAGCACUUUGUUUAAAGCAUAUCCACACCAUGAGAUUAUGGUUAGGUGUUGCAGGGAGGAUUAAUUUUAGAGGUUGGGAAUAAGGAAUCUCACUGAACAUGGUAUAACACCAAAAACAAACCUACAUGUGACACCCAAGUAUGUUCCUCAACUGUGUUUCAAGCUAGAAAAACAGUAGAGGAACACGUGAGAACUUUGUAUGUGGAUUUUGUACCCUAGUUUUGUGGAGUCGUGUGAUGAAGGGGUUGCUUCAUAACCAGUAGGAAUGAUUACCAAGACCACUCUACCAACGUACAAUUGA